CCGCUGCCAGCGAAACGAAAAGUACAACAACAAGCAAACAGCUCCUCGCUUGUCUCCUUCAUCAUCGAGUGGUCUGCCAUCCGCUCCGACACACGCCCGAGGAUGAGGACUUCGACCACGGGGCUUGAUGCUGUGCGACGGUGGCGCCGAUAUGUGGUGAUGCGGCGAACACGGAGGCAGUUUGAGGACCUGGUGCUGGCAAUUGAGGGCAGCGCGGCACAGGUGCAAUGGCCACCAAACUCGCUCCACCCCGUGGUCUCGUCGCCGCACGCCCCAUGGUUGUGCACGCCACAACAACAACAACGACAACAACAACAGCAACGACAACAACGAGGACAAUCGAAGGAAAGCGAGGAGGAACACCGGGAGGAGUGUGGGAAGGGGCAGAAGGAUCAAGAGGAUCAGGAGGAUCAAGAACGUAGAAGGAGUGAUAGCGCACUGCAGGUUGGACGCACCCAUGAGCAGGAGCAUACAAGGGAGCAAAGGGAAGACACGCACGUUGCACAACAACAACAACAACAACAGCAACAGCAACACGUGGCGCGGGGCACAUGUACAUCCCCGACUCUGUGGCUGUUUCCAGAUGUGCAUCCACGCCACGAUGAUGAGGUGCAGAGCGAGGUGCGGGUUUCCGUUGGUGCUGGCGGUGGUGAUGAGGAAGAAGCUGGCCACAUUUGUGACCACCCCCAGCUUCCACUGCUGCAACAACGACGACAACAACAACACCAACAAAGGCGACAGCAUCGCCUGCGUGAAGAGGUCGUGCCCGAAAUUGCGACCGUUGGUGCCAGGCGAGACACGGGCCGUGACAUGGCACCAAAGACAGCCUCCACGCACACAACAGUCCCUGGGUUGCACGAUCACCACCACCACCAGCAGCACCACCAGCAGCACCAGCAGCACCACCAGCAGCAGAAGUGGGUUGAUGAUGACGAUGACGUGGAUGAUCCUGAUUUGUCGAUGGCACUGUCUGAUUUGUCGCUGCUGUCUGUAUCGACCAUUUCGACGCCCGACCCUUCGGAGGAGGUACACAGCUCGCCUGCCCACACGGAUUCCACGCGAGACACGCUGCACACGCCAUCACCGCCGGCCUCAUCGCUGCACUCACCAGCGCACGUGCUCGGCCACAGUCGAGAGCACGAAGCAAAGCAUACUGUGCACCCUGCUGCUGUUGCAUUCGGCAGUGGUGGCGGCGGCGGUGCAACAGCUGGCAUUGAUCGCCACCCGCAUGCACCCACGCACAGCAGCCAUACUCAUCAUGUGCGCGGUGUGCGAGAUGCUGGCGCCAAGGCACGUGGCCCAAAUCACCAAGAUGAUGAAGAAGAUGAUGAUGAUGUUGAUGAUCACAACAAACGCGCGCAGCACCAGCACAAUACGCGCACGCAGCUUCAGCACAGUACUCACACGCAGCAUGAGCACAAUACACGCACGCAGCACCAGCACAAUACGCGCACGCAGCACCAACCACACCAGCACUGCGAGUCAAGCAGAACACGCGAGCAGUGGGUGCCCGUGCCCUCAGCAAACGCCAAUGCCACCACCGCCACCACCACAACAACGACGACAACGUUCUCUGUGUCGCGGCUGCUCAAGCUGCGGCAGCACAUCAUGAUGGAGCUGGACUGGACGCGCCAGUGCCUCGCCUCACGACUGCAGAUGCAGCGGCUGCUGCCGUGACAGUCGUUGCUUGUUCGCCCACUCCUCUUCGCUUGCUGCCACUGAUGAGUCUGGAGAUUUAUCAUAGAAGAUAUAAACGGAAACCGUCCACAAUUUCA
This is a messenger RNA of Salpingoeca rosetta, 1775 nucleotides long. RefSeq lists its product as uncharacterized. NCBI's taxonomy places the organism in Eukaryota, Choanoflagellata, Craspedida, Salpingoecidae. Bases 103 to 1677 code for a protein of 524 amino acids. The transcript has a single exon. The record is from RefSeq and is a predicted model, not a curated record.